Messenger RNA from Carassius auratus (goldfish), 2375 nucleotides. RefSeq names its product hes-related family bHLH transcription factor with YRPW motif 1 (gene hey1). Bases 87 to 1028 code for a protein of 313 amino acids. The record is from RefSeq and is a predicted model, not a curated record. Gene Ontology annotation, molecular function: DNA binding; protein dimerization activity. Gene Ontology annotation, biological process: regulation of DNA-templated transcription. The transcript has 5 exons. Lineage: Eukaryota; Metazoa; Chordata; Actinopteri; Cypriniformes; Cyprinidae.
CCGUGGGAAAGCUUGCCGGUUCAUACGGAUGAACUUCUGUCUCACCUGACACACGCUGCGGAUACACUCUGUAAGAUUAUAGAAAAAUGAAGAGAAAUCACGAUUUUAGCUCCUCAGACAGCGAACUCGAUGAAAAUAUCGAAGUGGAGAAGGAGAGUGCUGACGAAAAUGCCGGUGUGAAUUCUCCACUCGGUUCAAUGUCUCCAUCCACUACCUCUCAAGUGCAAGCGAGAAAACGUCGCAGAGGGAUCAUUGAGAAGCGCCGCAGGGACCGGAUAAACAACAGUCUGUCUGAGCUGCGCAGGCUUGUGCCCAGCGCGUUUGAGAAACAGGGCUCUGCCAAACUAGAAAAAGCAGAAAUUUUACAGAUGACCGUUGAUCAUUUAAAGAUGCUUCAUGCAGCUGGAGGAAAAGGUUACUUUGAGGCUCACGCUCUGGCCAUGGAUUACCGUGGCCUGGGUUUCCGCGAAUGCCUGGCGGAGACGGCGCGUUACCUCAGUAUCAUUGAGGGCCUGGACAACACCGACCCCCUCCGCAUCCGCCUGGUUUCGCACCUGAACAGUUAUGCUUCCCAGAGAGAAGCCCACUCUGGUUUGGGCCACUUGGCGUGGGGCUCUGCGUUCGGGACACCGCCCGGACACCUGGCUCAUCACCUCCUCCUGCAGCAGCCGCGCAGCACCAGCAGCCCUCCAUCCUCCAGUUCUUCAUCGCCCUCCUCUUCAUCUCCAUCCGCCCCCUCCACAGAGCCACACGCCCCCAGCAGGCUGACUGGCACGGUGAUUACUGAGGCAGGGCAGACAGGACCGCUGCGGGUGACACCCAGUUCCUCCCUGCCCCCUGGGCUCACACCACCUACUACAUCCAAGCUUUCUCCACCCCUCCUGACGUCACUUUCCAGCCUGUCUGCAUUUCCCUUCCCACUGAGCGCAUUUCCCCUGCUGUCUCCGAGCUCGCUGGGCCCCGGGAUUCCCUCCAGCAGCCUGGGGAAGCCCUACAGGCCUUGGAGCAUGGAAAUAGGGGCCUUCUGAACUUAAAAAACAUGAAAACUGUGGACAGACAGUCAGUUAGAUAUGCCCUUUUCUUUAACAUCUGACUAUUUUGAAGAGAUGGACAGAACCGCAGACUUGUACAAAGGGAAAAAGCGAAUACAGAUCCAAUGUACUUAUUCCAGUUACCCUGUGUAUUAAAGCUGUCCUGUCUCAGGCUGAGCAGAGAUGAGUUCUGGAGAGUGUCAGGUUCUCACAGGCUCGGUUCUGAGCAAGUCUAGUUAUUUUGUCCAUUAGUGGAGCAAGGUAAACUAAAAGAGAGAGAGAGAGAGAGAGAGAGAGAGAGACUGGAGCCAAACGCAGAUGAGAUGCAUCACUGAAUGGGUGUUAUUGGAGUUAAGCUCAAACCAGAUGUCCAUUUAACGGGACAGUUCACCCAAAAAAGAAAAUUCUGUCAUUUACUCAGCCAUCAUCUGUGGGAGAUAAAAGAAGAUAUUUUGAUGAAUGUUGGUUACCAAACAGUUUUGGGUGCCGUUGACUUCCAUUGAAUUUUUGUCCAAGCGGGACAAUUUGGUUACCAACAGUCUUUAAAAUAUCUUCUUUUAUCUUCCAGGCAAGAAUUAGAGGAAUAUAGAAAUGACAUUAUGGUAAGUAAAUGAUGACAGAAUUUUCUUUUUUGGGGUGAACUAUCCCUUUAAUUAUGUUAAAGAUAGUACAGAAGUGCUGUGAUCUCUUGAAACACAUAUAUGCAUCCUAAAUAGUCUCCUUCAGAAUGACAGGCAGGAUUUGACUUAUUAUGUGAGGAAACGUGUUCAGCAUUUCCAUGAAAAUGAAAAACUAUGCAAUGAAGUUGACACUGAUGUUUUGCAUUCAACCCUCUGCAGAUUAAUAUAAAACUAUGCAACUGAAUCUGUAUUUCUCAACUUGAUGAGUGCUUUAUUUUUUAUAAAGAUUUUAAGUCAUUUUGUUCAGUGAACUGCGGUGUGUGUUUAUGUAUAUAAAAUGUUAUGAAUUUGUUGUUUGCAGGAACAGGCCACUGUUAAAGCUUUUCAGAGACAAUCUAGAUAGACAAUCUCUCAGAACGGCACUAAUUUAAUUGUAGCAAAGGCACUGUUGGAUUUGUCCAUAGCGGAGUUGUUUGCUCAUGUGCACAAGUUCCCUCUUCAUGCACCAGAUCAUCUCUCUCUCUCUUAGUUAACUCUACUUGAGGAGUGUUUUGGGAAACCAGAUUGUUUCACGGUAAUAGUGAAUUUUCACUGGCAAAUCAGAUAAGACUAGGGGAAUAGAUAGUACUGGAAGAGAUGGUGUGGUACUGUGCCUGUCCCUCACUAACCUGUGUGACUUUCCUGUAAUAAAAUGAAAUGUCUAGCUAAUAGCCCUGUACUUGCA